CAACAAAAACGUAAAAGGGAGCAAUCUUUCAUUGAAAAUGAGAAUAAAGAUCAGGAUAUAGUAUAUGAAAACUUAGAAAUCGAUAGUAUAGUUGAAUAUAUUGGAUAUGCUAUUGAUAAGUAUCAAGGUUUAGCAAAUAAUGAGAAGAUUUCAGCAUUUAUUUUUGGAUACAUUAUAGAUAUUAGUUUAUUGGAAAUGCUAUUAAAAAAAAUUGCUGAUUUUUUAAUUAAACAUAUUGAAGAUGCUGAUAAUUAUAAAUGGCAAUUUCCUGUUCGUAUAAUUGCAUUUAUAACUGAAAUUUAUAAUAAGCUCCAAAAAUCAAAAAUAAAAAUUAAUGAAUAUGGUAUUGAUGCUACUUAUAAAACUAAUGAUCUUGGCUUUGAAUUAUAUGCUCUUCAUGCAGAAGUUGAUAGAACUAGAUAUCCUCUUUUAUAUUUAUUGUUAGAAAAUAAUAGAAAUUGCAAAGAUGGAGUUCGUACUAGUAUAAUUCAAUAUUUUUUAGCUCAAAUAUAUGAUAUUAGAAUUAUACCUGAUUUUUUAUUAACAGACAAAGAUUUUGUACAAAUGAGUGCUGCUUCUUUUGUUUGGCCAGAAACUAAAAUAUAA
Messenger RNA from Scutellospora calospora, 606 nucleotides. Lineage: Eukaryota; Fungi; Glomeromycota; Glomeromycetes; Diversisporales; Gigasporaceae. The record is from the annotation of a GenBank genome assembly.